GACUAGUUUCAGUUUUAUGAAAGUGAAAGUUACACCCUCACUGCCUCUGAGAAGUAAAAUGGCGCAGAAAGGAAUUCAGCUGGAUAGAGAAACGUUCUCUUGUUCGAUCUGUCUGGAUCUACUGAAAGAUCCGGUGACGAUUCCUUGUGGACACAGCUACUGCAUGAAGUGUAUUGAAAGCUUCUGGGAUGAAGAGGCGAAGAAGAUCGUUGGCUGCCCUCAGUGCAGGCAGACUUUCACACCGAGGCCUGUCCUGGUUAAAAACACUAUGUUAGCAGCUUUAGUGGAAGAGAUGAAGAAAAGUGGACUCCAAGCUGCUCCUGCUGAUCGCUGUUAUGCUGGACCAGAAGAUGUGGCCUGUGAUAUCUGCACUGGAAGGAAAUUGAAAGCCAUGAAGUCCUGUUUGGUGUGUUUGGUGUCUUACUGUGAGACACACAUACAGCCUCAUUAUGAUGUUGCUCAGUUAAAGAAGCAUCAGCUGCUGGAGCCCUCCAAGAAGCUCUGUGAACACAUCUGCUCUCAUCAUGAUGAGGUGAUGAAGAUGUUCUGCCGCACUGAUCAGCAGAGCAUCUGCUAUGUCUGCACGGUGGAUGAACAUAAAGGCCACGACAUAGUCUCAGCUACAGCAGAAAGGACUGAGAGGCAGAAGAAGCUGCAGGUGACUCGACAAGAAAUCCAGCAGAGAAUCCAGGACCGAGAGAAAGAUGUGAAGCUGCUGCAACAGGAGGUGGAGGCCAUCAAUGGCUCUGCUGAUAAAACAGUGGAGGACAGUGAGGGGAUCUUUACAGAGCUGAUCCGUCUCAUCCAGAAAAGAUGCUCAGAUGUAAAGCAGCAGAUUCGAUCGCAGCAGGAAACUGAAGUGAGUCGAGUCAGAGAGCUCCAGGAGAAGCUGGAGCAGGAGAUCACUGAGCUGAAGAGGAAAGACGUCGAGCUGGAGCAGCUCUCACACACAGAGGAUCACAACCAGUUUCUAUUCAAUUACUCUUCACUGCCAGCACUCAGGGAGUCUGCACACUCAUUGAGCUUCAUUAUUCGUCCUCUGAGGUACUUUGAAGAUGUGGCAGCAGCUGUAUCAGAGACCAGAGAUAAACUGCAGGACUUUCUGACAGACAGAUGGACAAACAUCUCACUCUCUGUGGCUGAAGUGGAUGUUUUACUGUCACUAUCACAACCUGAGCCAAAGACCAGAGCUGGCUUCUUAAAAUAUUCCUGUGAAAUCACACUGGAUCCAAACACAGCACACACACAGCUGUCAUUAUCUGAGGGAAACAGAAAAAUAAAAUUGAUGCCUCAAAACCAGUCCUAUCAUAGUUCAGAGAGAUUUUCUGUACGAUUUCAGAUUCUGAGUAAGGAGAGUCUGUCUGGACGUUGUUACUGGGAGGUGGAGUGGGGAGGAAAGGGAGGCUAUGUAGCAGUUGCAUACAGAGAUGUCAGCAGAGCUGGGGAUGAAUUUGGAUAUGAUGAUAAAUCCUGGGCUUUAUUAUGCAACCCAAACAAUAAUCAAUUUUGGCACAAUAAUAUCAAAACUUCCAUCUCAGGUUCUCGGUUCUCCAAAGUGGGAGUGUACCUGGAUCACAGUGCAGGUAUUCUGUCUUUCUAUGAAGUUUCUGAGACCAUGACUCUCCUCCACAGAGUUCAGACCACAUUCACUCAGCCUCUCUACGCUGGAGUAGGUCUCUACUUCUCUUAUGGAGACACUGCUGAGAUCUGUAAACUAAAGUAGAUGCAUGAUGUCUUUAUUUGUCCAUAAAUGUUUUAUUACUGUGAUACUUGGAGACUACUCACAGGUCUGUGUGCUAAACUCUGUUAAUGAACAAAGUUUUAUUGUCACAUAUUUUUUCUUUUGCUGACAAACCUUCUCCUUUUUUAAGGUGAAGCUCUGUUUUGUUUUAAUUUAGUCAGUGUUCCAGAUUUCAGUAAAUU
Molecule: messenger RNA, 1923 nt
Organism: Melanotaenia boesemani (Boeseman's rainbowfish)
Lineage: Eukaryota; Metazoa; Chordata; Actinopteri; Atheriniformes; Melanotaeniidae
Product: tripartite motif-containing protein 16-like
Exons: 1
Coding region: 17-1723 (568 amino acids)
Molecular function (GO): zinc ion binding; protein binding
Source: RefSeq, a predicted model, not a curated record